GGAAGUAUAGUGUUCAACUUAGCAGAAAAACAAAGCAGGGGAAUUGUGUUGAUGAAAGCCUCUUAAAGGAAUUAGUCCCACUGCCCUGAUGUCCUGGGUGUGUUACCCGGGCUAGCACCAGCGUCACUUUAGUUCACCGGGUGUUACUCAACUCAAAUGUCAUCAGAGGCUUAGGUGUAGCGCUGCGAAGAGGAGGGAGAAGUAUUACGACAUCCAGUCGAGCUUCCUGAACUCAAGGGAAGCUAGGUAACCAAAGACCUGAAGCCACAGAGGACGCAGGUCUGAGUACAGGAAGAGGUUAACCAACAGUCCGAAGUUUUAAACGAAUCCUACAAAACUAUCAGGACUGACUUUUGAUAGAAGCUGACCGUCUUUCCGCGAUGUCUCUGGCCGACCAGAGCCAGCAGUGGUUUCCUACGAGUGUCCAGGUAACGGUGCACCAGGCUCGGAGCCUGCGUGUUAAGGGCAAGAAUGGCACCAACGACGCCUAUGCCAUCAUCCAGGUGGCCAAGGACAAGUUUUCCACAUCCGUGGCGGAGAAAUGUGUCGCUCCGGUGUGGAAGGAGGAGGCUUCCUUCGACCUGCCGCUCUUCCACCCGGGAAACGCCGAGCGCUGUACGCUGUAUGUGGUAGUUAUGCACCGAGCCCAGGUGGGACUGGACAAGUUCCUGGGACAAGCCGUGGUCAACUUACUGGACCUCCAUGACAACAAGUCCCGCAAGAAGACAGAAUGGUUCAAGCUGGUGGACAAGAGUGGAAAGCAGGACAAGGAGCGAGGGGAGGUGCUGCUUGAUAUUCAGUUUAUGAGAAACAACAUGUCAGCCAGCAUGUUUGACCUUUCCAUGCAGGACAAGCCGCGCUCUCGCAUCUCCAAGCUGAAGGAUAAAGUCCGUGGGAAGAAGAAAGAUGGCUUCUCAGACUCCGCUUCGGCUAUUGUUCCAUCUGUCAGCCAGGUCCUCACUGACAGCGAGGGGGAGGCUGAUGCACAGUCACUUAAUCAAAUACCAGGAACAAAAAAGAAAUCUAAACUCAAAACCCUCUUUGCGCCCAAGUCCAACUUGCAGCGUAACGUCUCUCAGUCCAUGUCUACGCUGGGUACUCUCCCCGAGAAGAAUUCAUCUCUCAGUAGCAGCCGCUCAUCUGGCCUCAAUGUGGACUCUCCCGAAGUCAAAAAGAAGUUCAAAUUACUGGGACACAAGCGAACAGGCAGCUCAGACAGCAAGGUGUCUCAGGGUCCAUUUUCCUUACUGGGUCGCUCCAAGCAGAGCAACAGUGACCUGAACAACUUGUGCAUCAACGGCAGCCAUGUGUACACGGAGGAGACCGAGCCCAAGAGUGGAUCUACGCUGAGUCUGAACAGCUCAGGCCAAGGCUCCGUUGAGGAUAUUCGCAAACACACCUCUGAUCUCCCUGCAGAUUCAUUUAAUGCUGCUCCCCCCCCACGUGCGUCUUCAGAUAAGGUUUUAAUGGAGCAACAGCGCCAUCAAGAGGAGGAGGAUAGAAGGAAGGCAGAGGAAAAGCGUUUAGCAGAAGCAAAGAGGCUGGAGGAAGAGGAGAAAUACAGGGUAGAGAUGAAGAGGCUGCAGGAGGAAGAGGAGCGCAGGUCCCAAGAGGAACAGGAGAGGAAAAGACGCUUCCUCGAGGAUGAAGCAAGGAGGAAGAAACAGAAGGAAGAGGAGGAGGAAAGGAGGAGGCAAGAACAAGAUCGCAGCAUCCUGGAAGCACAAGAAAACCAGAAGGCUGAGGAGGAACGGCGCAAAGCCGAGGAGCAGAAACGCCAGGAGGAGGCUUCCAUGAGUGACAGGCUGUCGUCCCUGUUUGGUAUGAUCAGAAAGAAGGAGGAGAAAAAGGAGGAGGUGCAGCAACAAACUAAGGAGGAGCAGCUUCCCACCCCAGCCCCUCGGCUCUCCCACCGCUCCGACAACCCAUUUGAUGACGCUCCUCUCAGGUCCGAUCCUCCACUAAGCACUAACCAAAGCCAGGAGGAUCCUCAGAAAUCCAGCGUCAAACCACAAAACCCCUCUGCCAUGGUCUUCCUCAACCGCAACGCUAAAGUGUCUGCAGUCAAACCCAGAUUGGCUUUGGAGUCUGAACCCACUGACUGCCAAAACUCUGAUCAGCUGUGCCCUUCUCCUGCCAACUCAGAGUCCACCCUUUCUAGUGUCCCGUUCGAGUCCCCUGAUACUUUCUCCACCCUCCACACAUCCCUAGCUCCGCAAAACGUAAGGCGAAGCUUGUCCGACAGCACGGAGAAUUUGUCGUCUGGGGGAUCUUCAUCCACAAUGGCAGAUCAGAAGAAAAGAGCCCCCUUUCCACCCAACUAUGCUGACAAACAGACAGGAGGAAGUCAUGGUCAUCUCAGAGAGAUAAACAACCCUGCAUACGUAGAGGCUGAUGGAUCGCAACAAGCCAUAAAUAAGUCUCUACCACUUCCUGAUUAUGAAAGCCUCUUUCCUCAGAAAAGACACGGAGUGCAAGGGCAGACUCGGUGGGAUCACAUAAUAGCUGAGGUCAAUCAGAGACACAGAGACGUUCCUGUGUUUCUGGGUCAAGAGAUGAGCGUAGAUGGCCCAGUAGAGAAUGAACCAAGUCCUAGAUCUUACGUGUCUCAGGAGAGCCCACGACGCCAGGAGACCAAACCUAUGUCAUCAAAGAAAGUAGCUGCCCCUGCUCCACCUAAACCAGUGGCUUCCCCAGUCCCACAACCAGUUGUAGAUUCCAGUCAAAGACAAAGCCAUAACACCACUCACCAAUCUGCCAUGAAGACUAAUCCGCCUUCAGUGUCUGCUGACGCCUCAAACAGAGGGAUAUCCAAAGAUGGAGUAAGAAAGGUGCUGCACCCUUCACCUGCAGCAACACAAGAAUCCAGGCAACAGAGCCAAAUGGACAAGGACAGAACUCCAUCAGACGAUCAAAGGAAAGUCGCCGCGACCAAAGAAGCACCCACGGCUAAACCCAGGCAAAGGGUUAGCCAGCCGACACAACAAGAAGGCGGACAGGCUAAGGAGAACUUUGCAGACUUCGACCCAUUCCCCAGUACUGACCUCCUUCCCAAAGACCCGUGGGCAAAGCUCAAGCCGAACCAAGGAGCAAAGGACAACGUGACUGGCAAGGUACAGAAAGAGGAAAAACCUGAAGAUCGAGGAAUGACAGUAGAGGAUCUUGAUAAAAUUUUUGCUCAAGAAAAAAUGGCAGAUCCCUUCGCAGGUUUUAGUGGCAGCGACGCAAACAAAUAUAGUCAACACAGGAAAGUAGAUGAUGGGUCAAGACAAGAGAGUCCUGUUUUUCAAAGAAAGAAUUCGCAGAGGGGAAAGAAGAUUUUUACACCCGCAACUCACUCAGCUGAUAAGGCUUUCAUGUCUCAACAAGAACCGGCAAAUAAAGAAGGAACAAGCUUACCCACGGCUAAUGAGAGUUUCUCCACAAGAGAUGUCUCACCGCAGUCUCAAACGGAUCUGAAAACACAAAGCGAUUUUUCUGAAAGAGAGGACCCAUUCGGCGCAGAACCUUUUGUCGCACACUCGGCUUCGAUUUCCUCACAGCCACUAGCAGUUGUUAUGGAGGAGCCAGCAUCCCAGGCAGGAAGUUUGUCUGGGGGAAAGACGCUUUUGAAAGCAUGGGUCUCACCCUCCGAUGUUCAGCCUGUCAGUACUCAGAAUAGCAGUGGAGGUGGGCUAGGCUUGACUCCGCGCAGGCCUCAUCCUGUCAAGCCCAUGAGCUCAGCUGAGAUCCAGCAGCCCAUCAGCAAUCCUGCUGUGAAAGAAAUAAGGGCCCGGGACAGCACACCAGGGAAGAUUAAGGUGGCAGAAGUGGGAAGUGGGCCUUACAGCCAGCUGACGCAGGAAGAGCUGAUCACACUGGUGGUGAAGCAGCAAACUGAUCUGUCCAAGAAGGAUGCCAAGAUCAGCGAACUCGAGGAGUACAUAGACAACCUGCUGGUCCGCGUCAUCGAGGAGCAGCCCAGUAUCCUGCAUGCCCUCAACGCUGCCAAGCCGGUGUGAGGGAAUGUCUCCCGGGGCCAGAGGGCCUCGCUUACGGACACUAAUUUGGUUUCUUGUGUGUUUUUAUUCUGUUGUCACUGUGUACUGAUAGACAGGAUGAAAGUCUUAGAGCAUAUGCACUUUUUUAGCUUCAGAGUCAAAUAGGUUUGAGACUGUUGAUAAGCUCUCUCUGAACUUUUGAUGGUUAAACACAAGCAAAGAAAAAAAUCUUUAUAUAAGCAAAUGAAUGUAUUUGUUUUGACACUAUGGUACUGCGAGGAUAUAUUCAGAGUCUUGAUUAAUGUACCAUACCAUCUAAUAUAAUAAGACCUGUGUUGAGCUUUAUUUAAUAUACUUUAAAAACUAUUUUAUUGACUUUAUACACUGGGAUAUUGCUGCGUGAUGAAUGAUCAAAUGCUUAACCUCAUGAAGCCAUUACUGCAUCUUUCCCUCCACCACGUCCCGAGUCUUUUUAAACUUUCUUCUGAGAGCAUUGAUUUGUUUUUUUUUUUAACCAGACAAUCAACACCACACUUACUUUGUACUCACCACAGUCGAAUGUCAGAGAUAUUGUGCCUACUGAUGCUUUGAAGAGGUGUUAUUUAGAAAACCAGCAAAACUAAAAGCAAGCAGCUAUUACGUAAUGUAUGUAUUUUGCAAGUACAGAAUCCAGCUCUUCUAACAUUUAUGCAAGAUUAUGAUCACUGUGAUGUUUGCGCUGUAUUGAUGAGAUAGAAAAACCAAGAGAUAAUCAAAAGCUAAUCACCAGAGGAACAAUAAUGCACUCAGUUUUGUUAAUAACCAAGCCUUGUCUUUGUAUUUGAACUACACUAAUGAAUGCCUUUACAAGCUAGAACUGUUUCAUGUCUUGGUAGCAAUAUUAAUCUUUCGAACGUACAGACCUGUGCCUUCAAGCCUCCGUUCAGUGUUUGUCCGACACACAAAACAAUAAUAGUACCGGUGAUGUAAACACGUGGAAGCAGCAAUGCUGAACACCAUGCUUUUAUUUGAAAUAAAGAAAAAUGAUGUCA
Molecule: messenger RNA, 5011 nt
Organism: Mugil cephalus (flathead mullet)
Lineage: Eukaryota; Metazoa; Chordata; Actinopteri; Mugiliformes; Mugilidae
Gene: rab11fip1a
Product: RAB11 family interacting protein 1 (class I) a
Exons: 6
Coding region: 381-4001 (1206 amino acids)
Biological process (GO): regulated exocytosis
Cellular component (GO): intracellular membrane-bounded organelle
Molecular function (GO): small GTPase binding
Source: RefSeq, a predicted model, not a curated record